AUCCACACACGAAGUCAGUUCGCGAUGGAACUUUGAACACAACGGUUUGAACAGAUCGAAUUUUUCUUCGGAGUGGACGAGACGUUCGGUCGGCAGUUCUAUCGCUACAUAGAACUACACAGUUUCCUACUCCGCGAACUCACUCCGCGAGAACCGAAUGAAAAUAGAGAGGAGACGGACAAGGUGGAGCUGAGGAAAUCAACGGUUAAGCCAGCGAAAACGGGCUAAAAGACUGAAACACACGUGGAUUGUUCACUCACACCCCUCACACGCACCCACACUCACCCAGCAGCUCCAACUGUUCGCUGCAUUUAUGUAAAACCAAACAAAGACUGAUUAAAACGCUAAAUAUAUACAAUAAACGUAACGAAACAAAGUUAAACACGCGAACAGCCGCUAAAUAUUAUACGGGUUAAAGCGAAUUCCAAAGCAAGCAAACACAUAUGGAUUAAGGUUCCUCCUAUCUCAAAAACAUAAAAGUAAAAGAAUUAAAGUAAAAUAACCAACACACACAACACUCACACACUCACGGAUUACCUGCAGCGGCAAUUUACCGUUAGCCGCUCUUUUUGGAUUACCAGUGCCAAUAAAAACCACAAAAGUGAAUUUUUUCGAAAGUGAAGAAAGCGAAAAACGCCCGCAAAAUGCUAAAAAUCUAAAACAAAAGUAACAAGCAACCAAAAGCGAAUUCUGUGUUAUCUAAACGAGAGCAAAAGCUAAAAGAGCCCCGAAAACCAGCAAUGACGAUGGCCGCCUGUUAUGCCAACUACGACAUGUCGUCCUUGUCGCACGGCAUGUCGGCCCUGUCCGCACUGCAGCAGCAACAGCAGCAGCAGCAGCAACACAGUCAGGCGCAGCAGCAGCACAGUCAGACGCAGCAGCAGCAGCAGCACCAUCAUCAGCAGCAGCAGCAGCAGCAACACAUGUACCACGCUGCAGUGGCUGCUCACCAACAACAGCUGUUGCAGCAACAGCAGCAGCAGCAACAUCACCGCCAGCAACAACUCCACCAGCCCGCCAGCAACAGCAGCAACAACUCGCGCCACAGCCACGCGGCGGCGGCCCAAACGCAGGUCGCCGCCGCCGUGGCCAACAGCAGACAACAACAGCAACAACAACAACAGCAGCAGCAGCAACAACAACAGACCGCCAGCAGCAGCAACAGCAGCAACUCGGCGUCCGCUCCAUCGCCGCAGAAGGACUACAGCAUCCCGCUGCACGUGGACUGCAGCGUGGAGUACGAGCUGCCCAACCAGCCGAAGCCUCCGGCGGGUCAGCGGGUGGAGCCGCUGCUGAUGAUCCACCCGUGCUACUUCCGCAAGAUGGAGUCGCAGCGGCGCAGUCCGUUCGUGAACAACAUGCACGCGACGGCGCGGGCGGUGAGCAGCAGUUCGCUGAGCAGUGGAGCGGCCCUGGGCGGUGGUGGAAGCGGUGCGGCGGUGGCCACGGCGCCCAGCAGCAGCGCCGCACGGCGGGGAGCUCGGGCGGCCACCAGCCAACAGCAGCAGCAGCAGCAGCAGCAACAACAGCAACAGCAGCAGCAGCAGCGCUACCAACAGCAGCAGCAGCAACUGCGGCAGCAGCACCAGCAAAUGUCGCAGAUGUCGCAGCAGGCCCACUAUCCCCAGCAGCAGUCUAGUCUGGAGCAUGUGCGGCGACAGCAGCAGACGCAGCAGCAACAGCAGCAGCAGCAGCAGCAUCAGCAGCAACGUGCCAGCAGCAACCAAAGCCAACGCCAAAGCCAAAGCCAGAGCCACGCGGCCAACUCAGCGGCGGCAGCUGCGGCGGUGCAGGCGCAGGCCUCGAUAGCCGCCGCAGCCGCCGGUCAGUGGGACCAGCUGGCCGCGGCGCUGGCCGCCCGCACCGCCCUCACGCCCCACCACAUGCUGCAUCCCCACAGCCACUACGCGGCCAAGGGGAGCGGCGGCGGUGGGGGCGGGGGAGGCGGAGGCGGCGGCAAGCGGGACGCCAUGAUCUCCGGCAGCAACUACGGACAGACGGCGGCCGCCGCGAGCAAACUGCAGCAGCAGCAACAGUCGCAGGUGCAGCAGCAGCAGCAGCACUGCCUGCCCCCGCCCCCCUGGGACGCGACGUCCAUGCUGAUGGACCGGUCGCCGAUGGCCACAGUUCCUAGCAAUUAUCAGGCCGGCCCUGACACCAAUCCCAUGCGCCUCUACUCGGCCACGCCCACCUCCGGAGCGGCCACGGGCGGUUCGGCGUCGGUGGGCGGCGGUGGCGGCGGUGGGGGCGGGGCGGUCAGCGGUGCGGGGGCGUCGGGAGCGGUGACCACGGCCACGGACAAGCUGAGCGGAAAGUACCGCCAGUACUUGAGGUCGCAGAGGAUGCACCCGUACGCGGCGGCCGCCUCGCUGAACUUGGCCGCCGCCGCCGCUGCCGCUGGACAGACGUCGUUCGUGCCGUUCAGCUCGGCGGCUACGGCGGUCUCGGCCACGCCCACAUUCCAGCACCUGCCGCAGAUCUCCUGCUACAACGUGUGAUGCAGCAGCAGCAGCAGCAUGCGAGAAGGACAACGGCAA
Messenger RNA from Drosophila ficusphila, 2537 nucleotides. It is a transcript of the gene corto, whose product is annotated as centrosomal and chromosomal factor. Lineage: Eukaryota; Metazoa; Arthropoda; Insecta; Diptera; Drosophilidae. The record is from RefSeq and is a predicted model, not a curated record. The coding region runs from base 741 to 2498 and encodes 585 amino acids. The transcript has a single exon.